Molecule: messenger RNA, 261 nt
Organism: Aspergillus tanneri
Lineage: Eukaryota; Fungi; Ascomycota; Eurotiomycetes; Eurotiales; Aspergillaceae
Exons: 2
Coding region: 1-261 (86 amino acids)
Source: RefSeq, a predicted model, not a curated record
AUGUUAGCGUUAGUCUACACGAGUCGGAAGGAUAUGGUCUGGUAUCGCACGACGGUUUUCCAUCCGGUGAACCCAUGCAAAAACUCCUCGUCUGCGUUGGUGCCCGCGAUCAAGUAUAAAUACGAGAAACCCGCAUUGAAACUGUUUGAUUUCAACCGCAGGCUGGAACGUGGUAAAGAAGUGUUUUAUGCUAUCAGUACGCAGCGGACCGAAGAGGCCAGUGCCACAAUGGCAGCAUUGCCGGGCAAUCACGCAGUAUGA